Hypoxylon trugodes is the source of this 2109-nucleotide messenger RNA. RefSeq names its product RCC1/BLIP-II. The transcript is spliced from 3 exons. The record is from RefSeq and is a predicted model, not a curated record. Bases 250 to 1860 code for a protein of 536 amino acids. Gene Ontology annotation, cellular component: cytoplasm. Lineage: Eukaryota; Fungi; Ascomycota; Sordariomycetes; Xylariales; Hypoxylaceae. Gene Ontology annotation, molecular function: guanyl-nucleotide exchange factor activity.
CAACUUUCUACUUCAUCAAAAUCUACGAUAGGUAAGGCAUUAUGCUCUUCACUUUUGAUAUACUAUUACUUCGAGGCACCGUCUGAUGCGGUGCCAUAUUUAUUCUCAUACCAUGUCUAAUUUCUACCAUAUCUUUGAGGAUACGCCCGUCUGCUCAAAUAAUCGCUUUCCAAAAGCACAUGAACGUUCUAGAUUCUUUGAUUCCCCCUUUCAUACUCAUAUAUCUCUUCUAGAUCUGCUUCUUAAACGAUGAACCGUGCCAAUCGAGUAACUAAACGAUCGUCUGAGCGAACGCUGGUCUCAUCGGGCGCAGCAUCCCCGCGCUUGAGAAGGAUCCAUGCUGCCAAGAUAGCCGACUCCGACAAGGAAAAUGAGGUCCAGCAAAAAGCUUCAGCAACCCAAUCUAAGCGUAAAAGAGCCGAUCCGGGUUUACUAGAGAACAACGAUGGAAAAUUUAAGCGCGCGAAACCAUCCUCCGACUCGACUAAAAACACGACUGCUAAGAAACGUCUUGCUCGCGUGAAGGAGGCCCAAAAAGUCGACGGACCGCUCAACAAGGCACCCACUGCACCCUUGGACAUCUUCGUCUUCGGCGAGGGUGCUCUCGGGGAGUUGGGUCUUGGAAGCAGGGAAGUUAAAAAUCGAUUGCCAUAUGAGGUGUUACAACCGCGUUUAAACCCGUUCCUCUCCGCGAAGGAUGUGGGUGUUGUGCAACUCUCCUGCGGCGGCCUACAUGGUGUUGCGCUCACCAAAGAUAACAAAAUAUUCACUUGGGGAGUAAAUGACCACGGCGCAUUGGGAAGAGAUACGAAGGUCGAAGAGGAGGACGAGGAUUUAUUGAACCCGGCCGAGAGUACACCUGCACCUGUUGAUCUCUUACACCUCGGCCCUGGUAUCACAUGGGUCCAAGUCGUUGGCUGCGAUAAUGCCUCGUUUGCUUUGACUGAGGAUGGCAAGGUAUAUGGUUGGGGAACAUUUCGAGGAAAUGAUGGUGUGAUGGGCUUUCGAGACGAUCCGGAGUCGCCAGAGGUCCAGAAGACUGCGACUCUAAUCCCGGAGUUGAAAAAUAUCAUCCAACUAGCCGCUGGAACUAAUCAUGUACUCGCUCUCGACAGUAAAGGAAAGGUCUACGCAUGGGGUUGUGGACAGCAGGCUCAAAUAGGUCGACUAGUGCCUUCUCGCCGUCCUAGAUCCGCUCUCAGACCUGAUCGUGUUAUCGCCCUCCCCAUCAAGGACGCGAGAGUUGUUAAAAUAGCGUGUGGGUCCUACCACAGCUUUGCUAUAGACCAAAAGGGUCGUGUUUUUGCUUGGGGCCUUAACAACUACGGCCAGUUGGGCAUCUCGGACGAAGCCGGCGAAAACAACGCCCACGAGAUGAAGCCCCGCUUCGUUGAAAGUCUUCGUUACCACAAUGUAGUUGAUAUUACUGGCGGACAGCAUCAUUCCCUCGCUGCAAACGAUGACGGCGAGUUACUCGCUUGGGGUCGCAUAGAUGGAUAUCGGCUUGGUCUUCAGUCCGAAGCCUUCACGGAAGAGAACACUAUCUUCGAUGAAAAGGGGAACCCUCGCAUCCUAGCGACACCAACUAUCGUGCCAGAUCUGCCGGCAGUUGGCUCGGUCGCAGCUGGGGCGGAUCACAGCUUCACUCGAACUUUAGGAGGAAGGGUUUAUUCCUGGGGAUUCUCGUACGGCGGUCGAACUGGGCAGAACACCUCCGAGGAUGACAUCGAAGUUCCGACCUUGAUCAACUCCAAGUUUGUUAGAGAUAGGAAGUUCGUAUACGUCGACGCCGGAGGCCCAUUCUCAGUACUAGCUGCCGUUGCUGACAUGGAAGACUCGGCUAACAGUAGUACUUUGUGAGUGGUCGCGGGAAAUAACUCAACUUGUGAACGCUCCUAUCUGUACGGAUGGGAUAUACCAACCAUGUAUAUGGUCAUACUUAGAUAUUGACCUAGUUUGACACCAAUUCUUGUUCCGAUUCUUCGCCCUCCAAUUUGUAGACCCAACUCCCAGAAAGCCAAAAUGAUACAGGACUAGAUAUAACAACCUUAAGCACGAUGAAUUUACAUAGAUGCCUGGAUCAUGAAUUUAUUUUUAUUUGGUAUUUAU